Molecule: messenger RNA, 2308 nt
Organism: Populus nigra (black poplar)
Lineage: Eukaryota; Viridiplantae; Streptophyta; Magnoliopsida; Malpighiales; Salicaceae
Product: UDP-glycosyltransferase 74G1-like
Molecular function (GO): UDP-glycosyltransferase activity
Source: RefSeq, a predicted model, not a curated record
UUCCUCGUGUAGUUGGUGGCUACGUUUAGGUAUAUGUAAGGCUAGGGUUUUUUUGUGUAUGUUGGGAGAUAAUGUGAGAGAAGGUUUUUUAUUUUUAUUUUUAGCCUUUUUUAUUUUUAUUUUUUUUAUUCUUCCUGUUAGGGUUUUUUUUUAUGGCUCUCCAUAAAAUUCUCUUCUCUUUUGUGUGCAUAAAAUUCUCUUCUCUUUUGUGUGCGUGUGAGUCUUCUUCUUUUUAAUUGCUUGGUCCCAAGUAAUCUAAAUUUGUUUUUGUUCUUCAUUUUUUUCUUUUCACUUUUGAUUCCUUUAUUUUUAUAACGUUUUUAGAUUUUUUAUUAUGAUUAUGAUAAAAAUAAAUUUUAAAAAAUAAAAAAAUUAAUGUUAUACAUUUCAAACAAAAAAAUAAUAAAAAACAAUCAUCACAGCAAUAAUUAGCUGAUGCGUAUUGCCGACAGAUCACAGAACCCCAACAAAUUGGCAUGAGAAGAACACUCCAGGCCAGAAAGAGAGAAUUGGUGUAAAACCAUAACAAAAAAAAAUAAAAAUGGAGAAGCGCUGUAAAGCUCACUGCUUAGUCGUAUCCUUUCCAGCCCAAGGCCACAUAAACCCCAUGCUUCAAUUCUCCAAACGCUUAGAACACAAAGGAGUUAAAGUAACUCCAGUUACUACGCGUUUUAUCUCCAACGCCAUCAUGUCUGGAUCAUCCUCCAGUUCCAUUUCACUCCAAACUAUAUCUGAUGGAUAUGAUGAAGGAGGUAUAGACCAGGCAGAAAGCAUCAAGUCAUACCUUGAUCGCUUUUGGAAGGUGGGAUUGCAAACUCUUGACAAUCUUGUCGAGGAGCUUAGUGGUUCAGACUGCCCUCUUGAUUGCAUCAUUUAUGACGCCUUUAUGCCUUGGGGUCUUGAUGUAGCCAAGAAAUUUGGGUUGGUUGGUGCUGCUUUCUUCACCCAGUCUUGUGCUGUUGAUAGCAUAUACUAUCACGUCCAUCGAGGGUUGAUCAAACUUCCUGUCACGGAGACUCAAAUUUUGGUUCCUGGAUUGCCUCCUCUAGAGCCUCAAGAUUUGCCCUCUUUCAUUUAUCAUUUGGGGACGUACCCAGAUUUCUUUGACAUGCUUUUGGAUCAGUUCUCCAAUAUUGAUAGAGCGGAUUGGGUCUUUUGCAACUCAUUUUAUAUGUUGGAAAGAGAGGUGGCAGAUUGGUUUGCCAAGCUUUGGCCAUUUCGAAGUAUUGGACCAACUUUACCGUCUAUGUAUUUAGAUAAACAACUUGAGAACGACAGAGACUAUGGUUUCAGCUUGUUCAUGCAGAAAAAUGAUGUUUGCAUGAAUUGGCUUAAUGAUAGGCCAAAAGGCUCGGUUGUACAUGUGUCAUUUGGGAGCCUGGUAGAUCUCAAAGCAGAGCAAAUGGAAGAGCUAGCUUGGGGAUUGAAGAGGAGUGAUUGUUAUUUCUUGUGGGUGGUAAGAGCAUCUGAAGAAUCUAAACUGUCGAAAGAUUUCGCAGAAGAAAGCUCUGCGAAAGGUUUGGUGGUCAGAUGGUGUUCACAGUUGGAGGUUUUAGCUCACGAGGCAGUGGGAUGCUUUGUUACACACUGUGGCUGGAACUCUAGCCUGGAGGCUUUGAGUUUAGGAGUCCCAAUGGUGGCAAUGCCACAACGAACAGAUCAAAGCACCAACGCAAAGUACAUUACAGAUGUUUGGAACAUGGGAGUUAAAGCUGCGGUGGAUGAGAAAGAGAUUGCUAGGCGGGAAACAAUAGAGAGUUGCAUAAGAGAGAUAUUGGAGGGGGAGAAAGGGAAGGAGAUCAAAAGAAAUGCUAGUAAAUGGAAGGAACUGGCCAAAGAAGCAGUGUAAGAAGGUGGUAGUUCAGAUAAAAACAUUGAUGAAUUUGUGGCUAAUUUGGUUCUCUCCCGAAGCUCUUGCUGAUGCUUCUUCUCCAUUUAUCAUUUUCCUUUUCCAGUUUCUUGCUUGUUCGCAUUAAUUAUAUUCGAGAUUCUUCCUCGAAAUUCAGCUUAAUUAACCAAUGAAUCUGUAGCUUCCUUUCCGAAAAGAUUUCAGAUUUCAUAAACAGAAGAGCAUCUUUAUCUACAUUCAUUGCAUUAGAAACUUACAUCCGAUGGAACUGACAUUAGAGGCAAGGAAGCGGCAGAAGGCAUCGAAGUUAGCUAACAAGACAACCUCCACUCUGUCAGAUUGAUCCGCCGCCGCCGCCGCCCACAGGAUGGUCAUCCCAUAAGAAGAUAAUAACAUGGGACUUCAAUUAUUUAUUUGAUCCACCGGAAACACAUGAUCGCCAAUUCGCCAUCAUCCAUG